Colletotrichum orchidophilum is the source of this 2490-nucleotide messenger RNA. RefSeq names its product fungal specific transcription factor domain-containing protein. Gene Ontology annotation, biological process: DNA-templated transcription; regulation of DNA-templated transcription. The record is from RefSeq and is a predicted model, not a curated record. The coding region runs from base 1 to 2490 and encodes 829 amino acids. The transcript has 4 exons. NCBI's taxonomy places the organism in Eukaryota, Fungi, Ascomycota, Sordariomycetes, Glomerellales, Glomerellaceae. Gene Ontology annotation, cellular component: nucleus. Gene Ontology annotation, molecular function: DNA-binding transcription factor activity, RNA polymerase II-specific; DNA binding; zinc ion binding.
AUGACUCCAACACCCCCGUCCACAACACCCUCCUCGGGAUCAGGUCGGUCACCCGAGGAGCAGUUUCGGGUUGUGAGGAAGAGAAACAGAGUACCUCUCAGCUGCUAUCCGUGUCGGACUAGGAAAGGUCAUCCGUGCAGUAAUUGUGUGAAGCGCGAGGGUGGUGACGCGUCCUCAUGUUCAUACGCAACUCCUGCCACUCGUAAAAAGAACCAAAGUCAAGGCUCUUCGAGCCCCGAUGACAUGCAGAAUCGUAUUGACCGUUUAGAAGGCCUAGUUUUGUCUUUGAUGCACGGAGGUGCUACUAUUGAUCCUUCUACCGCAGCAGCAGCCGCCGCUGUGACAGGCGCCGCGACAAGCAAAUCGAAUACUGACAGCACACCCCCUUCGGCCAAGAUGGACCCCGAUGACGAGACGCAAAUGCGAGACGACGACGACGAUAGUGAUCCCGACGGUGAGUUGGCGACGUCCUUGGGCGUAUUAAAAGUCGACUCAGAUAAGGGCAAGUCGAUGUACAUUGGCCAGGAGCAUUGGCACACGAUUUUGGCAGAUAUAUCGGAAGUGAAGACCUAUUUUGCGAAUCAUAAGAAGGAUUUGGAAAAGAGCUACGAGAAGGUUAUGAUGUCAAAACCGGCCAGCGCUAGAGAAGGACCUACGUUUCUGCUUGGAGCUGCGCCAGCAACCGAGGUCGAAUUGCGAGCGGAACUGCCGCCCAAAUCGGCCGUCCUCGCGCUGUGUUCAAGAUACUUCAACUCGAUGGACAAUGCGGUCAAUAUCAUCCACGCACCAACAUUCCAGCAGCAGCUCCGAGCCCACUGGCAGGAUCCUUCAAAAACACCCAUCAUGUGGCUUGGACUGCUCUAUUCGAUCUUGUGUCUGGCCAUGCUGAGCUACCACAAGGUGGGAGAUGAGCCGCCGGAGUGGAAGGGCCGGACGCUGGACCUGGCGUCCGAAUAUCGAUUACGCACGGUCCAAUGUUUGAUCACGGCCGAUUACACGAAACCGGUCGAACACACCGUAGAGACAAUGCUUCUCUACGUCUUUGGGGAAUAUUCCUCAAGAUGGGAUGCGGAUCUGGGGCUGUGGCUUAUUGUGUCCUUGCUCACCAGAGUUGCAUUCAGAAUGGGGUACCACCGCGAUGCGAAAUGGUUCCCGACAAUAACACCAUUUCAAGCAGAAAUGAGGCGACGAACGUGGGCACUGGUCAGGAUGGCUGACGUGGUGUUCUCACAUCAAGUAUCGCUGCCAUCCAUGAUAUACGGACAUGAUUGCGACACUCAAUUGCCGAACAACAUCUUUGACGAGGAAUUCGGUCCCAACACAAAAGUUCUGCCUCCCUCGCGGCCAAAGACGGAGCCCACCCCGAUUGCGUACAUGAUAGCCAAAUCUAAGCUGUGCAACGAAAUGGGCGACAUCUUGCAGACCACCAACCGUGUGGGCAGGCAAUUACCGUAUGACGAAAUUCUGCGGUUUGAUGCCCGACUUCGAGAGAUCAACGACGAGAUCCCGCCCCAUCUCAAGGUUACAGCCUUGGAAGGCUCCCACGAUCCUGUUACUCUGAUCAUCGCGAGGUUUAACAUCAACGUGCUUUACCUCAAGAUCCUUUGUCUGUUGCACAAGAAGUAUGUGCCACGGGCUCGGCUAAACCCCCGAUAUGCCUACUCGCGCAGGAGUGCAGUAGAGGCCGCUCUGGAGACGUUGAGACAUCUCGUCACUCUUGACCGAGAAUCACAGCCAAACGGUAGACUGCGGUCUUUGAGGUGGUUUGUGAACUCGAUAGCAACGAAGGACUUCCUCCUGCCUGCUAUGUUGGUUGCACUCGACCUUCACCACGAUCGGGUUGCGGAAACGAGCGACGAUCGCAGGGCGUCAGAGUCGGCAAUGUUCUGGACCCCUGAACAGCGAAUGGAGAUGCUCCGCAACCUCGAGCGCACCAAGGAUAUCUGGCAAGGGCUUGCGGACGGGUCGAUGGAGGCGUUCAAGGCGUCCAAGGUCCUUGACAUCGUCCUAGAGAAAAUCAAGGGCACUAAUCCUGAACCAGAGAUCUUCAAAAACGAAGUAUUCCCGGGUUUUGAGACAAACCCAGAGACGCAGUCGGACCACAACGCCGCAAUGACUUUGGGUAUGCUCUCCGGUGGAAUGACGCCAAAUACAACAGCUGCCCUUGAGAGCAGCAUUCAAAAUACCGACUCUUUUAGCGGCAUGGACUUUGGAGUGUCGUUACCUAUGACGGGUUCGGGCAUGACGCCCGUCUUCCAGGGCGAGAUUGGCAUGAAUAAUGCGGGGUCUCCGUUCUCGAUGUUCACCAACUUCGAGGCCGGCGGAGAUUUCCCCGCCAACUUCGACUGGAACGCAUUCGAGACGUACACGCAGAACGCAAACUGGGCAGCCGACACUGGCUUUGGGCAGAUCUAUCCAGGUCAGUCCUCGCCGGAAACUGACGGUUCCGGUAUGCCCUUCGGCGGUGCCAACGGCGGUAUGUCUGGCUAG